Molecule: messenger RNA, 417 nt
Organism: Peronospora matthiolae
Lineage: Eukaryota; Oomycota; Peronosporomycetes; Peronosporales; Peronosporaceae
Source: the annotation of a GenBank genome assembly
AUGUAUCCUGCCGGCUUUCGACUUAUUACUGACAACGAAGUGCACUUGGACGUGUUCGACCGUGACGCAGAAGAGCGCAAACGUGAGAAAGAGGAGCUUACUAAAGUAGCAAAGCGUUCUCCAGUCGAUGUGUUUACCGUGAAGAGUCCAAGUUCCGAGUUCCCGAGCGAAUGUGCCAUGGCCGACUUCGAGACGUCAGCCACAAAACUGUGCUACAUCCCGGCCAUCCCGAUAGAGCAUUAUCAUCGUCAGCACCUCCAUCAACUUCAUGGAGGAGGCCACAACGAAGAUAACGACUUCGGUCUUGGCCAGAGCGUUUUCGAGCCGCUCAAGAGUGCGCUGGUCGAGCAGGAAAAGAAAAAUGCUCGUAAGUCCAGAAGCGGUGUUGGCAAAGUCCAGAAACGGCGCCGCAAGUAG